Ceratosolen solmsi marchali is the source of this 3333-nucleotide messenger RNA. Its product is annotated as WD repeat-containing protein 44. The transcript has 9 exons. The record is from RefSeq and is a predicted model, not a curated record. Bases 202 to 3234 code for a protein of 1010 amino acids. Gene Ontology annotation, molecular function: protein binding. Lineage: Eukaryota; Metazoa; Arthropoda; Insecta; Hymenoptera; Agaonidae.
AAAUCGAUUUUCUGGUUUCUUUCUUUCUCACUUUGUGGAAAAGAUUGCUUUAGCUUCUUUUUGUUUUUUAUCCCUUUUGGCCGGAGUUCCGAAUUGUGAAGAGAACCUCACUUAGAGUUACGUAUAUCUUUGAUGAUCUGUCGAUACAUACGAGUAUACUAUUUUGCCUAACGUUAUUGCCGAUUAAAUUUAUAAAUAAGAAUGUCUGCCAGUAGUGAUUCCGAGGAAUUUUUCGAUGCCGAAGAUGAUACAACUACUAAUCGGGUUGUUAGGAAAAGUAAAAAUAGAGACUCGAUCAGUACAGAAUCACCAGAUGAGAAGUUUUCAACUCCAACUGGAAAAGCAGAUAGUCACAUUUUUGUCAAACCAGCUGAUCCAAAGCUACCGAUCGAAAUUAGUGAAAAAUUACCAAACGAAGAAUUAGAACGUAAACAGAGCAUUGAAAAAACUGAUGAUGAAACAAAAGGAGCUGGAGCAGAUAAAAUAAUUGGUAGACGAAAAUUUCGAGAAUUGAGGCAACGUAUGCAAACAGAAGAUGACGAUAUUCCUGUUAAUAAUUCUCCUCCGGAUAGUCAAACUUCUUCCAUAGAAGGAAUAUUUCCAACGCCUUCAAAAACUUCUCAUCCUUUUAGAAUUAUUGAACAUGACACACUGAGCUUGCAAAGUAUGACUUCCUUAGGCCGUGUUGGUCGGAUAUUAGCUGGAUCAUCGGAUAAUACUUCACAGAUUCUAGGUUCAGUAACGAGUAUUUUACCUAGAGAUGUUCAAAUGUCAACCAUACACAGUAGUUGUAAUAAAGAUGAGGAUACAAUUUCUGAUAAAUUAUCCCAAUCAUCAAGUGUAAUUACAUUGUCCGGAGAAGGUGUUAAAGAAAUAAAUUUAAAUGGUAAAUUUGAUCAAUCAUCUUCCAUGGAAUGUGAUAAAAAUAUAGGUUUUCAAGAACCAGACGUUAUUGCUAGUACUAAAUCCAAUGGGAAAGUUGCUGAAACUCAAGUCAUUCCUAAUAAAAUUCCAGUUGCUCCACCUCGACGUAAAAAAAAAAUAAAAUCUCAAACACCAAACGAUCUAGUUCCAGUAAACAAGGAUAUUUUAAUGUCAACGUCAUCUUUACCUAGUCCAGCUAGUACUAUAGAGUCUAUAACUAGAGAAUUUGAACAUUCUCUUGACAUAAGAUCAGCCACUAAAGGACAGUAUGUUGUUAAGCCACAGGAUGAAGAUAGAGCAAAAGCAGAAGGCCCGUCUAAUGAAGAGCUUGAGAGAAUAGCAAAAAUGAAAGCUGAAUUAAUGAAUAUACAUUCUAGUGAUAAAUCUAAUAGUCCAUUGGGUUCGAUAUCAAGUAAUAGUAUUGGUCGACAUUCUUUAGGACCACAUAAAAUUUCAAGUUUAAAUUCACAAGGUACCAGGGAAAGACGGAAGUCGGCUGGUGAUCAGGAUUUGGUAAAACAAUUAAAUAUGUUUGUAAGAACUAGGACUGAUUCGGGAAAACGCCUUACUGAUAUGGAAAUCCUUGAACAAGUAACCGUGCUAAAUCUUGACACAGGUGAGCGGGUACCUCUAAGCAUUGCCGAGGAUAAGUUGCCUCAAUGUAUAAAUCCUUUGUCACUUCACAUAAUGCGAUUGACGUCUGAGUACAUUAGUAACUCAAGUCUAGAGAAAGAGAAGGAAAGCGACGAGGAGAGUGUUGAUAGUAAGAUGUCGAGUAUACCACCUGACGAAGAUGUUACCGUUGGUCGCGUACGUAAACGAACUCAAAAAUUAAGACGUUUUUUCGGAUCAACGGUAAAAAAGACUAUGGAUAAGGCCAAAUCCAUAGCUCAAGAGGUCUCACAUGCCCGACAUAAAGAGGAUGUAGAUAUUGUCGAUGAGGUCUAUUUAGGUGAACAGCAGUGUAUCAAACUGAAAGCGUCCAACAGUCAUAAAGGUCCUUACGAAUUCUAUUGCCUUCAGCACGUACAAGACUUGAGUGGCGAGCACACUGGUCCAGUUUGGUGUAUGAAGUUCUCGGCUUGUGGUAGAUUACUCGCCACUGCGGGACAAGAUAGGGUUCUUAGGAUCUGGGUAUUGCGCGAUGCAUUCGCCUAUUUCCAGGAUAUGCGAACUAAAUAUAAUGCCGAGAAAGUUAGUCCGACACCUUCGCAGGAGUCGCUCGUUUCACAGCAGUCGAUGGAAGACCCACAUACCCUUGCAAGUGGAUUCGGUGAGGUUGAUAGUAGCAAGGGCCCUUUUAUGCCCAAACCCUUUUGCAAAUACACCGGGCAUACAUCUGAUCUCCUCGAUGUUUCUUGGUCUAAGAAUUACUUUGUCCUUUCGUCCUCAAUGGAUAAGACGGUUCGUUUAUGGCACAUUUCACGCAAGGAGUGCCUCUGCUGUUUUCAGCACAUCGAUUUUGUCACAGCCAUAGUUUUUCAUCCUCGUGACGAUCGUUACUUCCUUUCCGGCUCGCUCGAUGGUAAACUUCGUUUGUGGAAUAUACCAGAUAAAAAGGUGGCCGUAUGGAACGAAGUCGAUGGUCAAACAAAGCUUAUUACUGCAGCAAAUUUCUGCCAGAAUGGAAAAUUUGCAGUCGUCGGUUCGUACGACGGCAGAUGUAUAUUCUAUAUAACGGAUCAGCUAAAGUAUCAUACGCAGAUACACGUACGCUCGACUAGGGGCAAAAAUUCUACAGGAAGGAAAAUUAGCGGUAUCGAACCAAUGCCUGGCGAAGAUAAAAUACUCGUAACCUCUAAUGAUAGUCGUAUUAGGUUGUACGAUUUGCGCGACUUAAACCUCUCGUGCAAGUAUAAAGGAUACGUGAACGUAAGCAGCCAGAUAAAAGCGAGCUUCAGUCCGGAUGGUCAGUAUAUAGUGAGUGGCUCGGAGAACCAAUGCAUCUACAUUUGGAAGACGCAUCACGAUUAUUCUAAGUCGCUACGUCGCGAUCGCAAUGACUUUUGGGAGGGCAUCAAGGCCCAUAACGCCGUCGUUACUUGUGCCGUAUUUGCGCCGAAUCCCGAUAGCAUUAUCAGGCAGAUCGAAGCUCGUGAACAACAACUUGAAAGCAAGAUUGCGGAAAGCGGCAGGACCGCUGAGAGCGUAAGCACCGAUGCUACGCCCGUUGACCCGGUCGUUGAGCAGCGUACCAAGGGCUGCGGUGGCCAUGUCCUUGUCAGUGCCGAUUUCACCGGCUGUAUCAAAGUGUUCCUCAAUAAAACCAAGCCAAAGCAUAGUUCGUUGCCAGCCUCUGCGCUCGCUUAAAACCUCAAGGUUUAUUUUACUUUUUACUAAUGGAAAGAAAGUACGAGCUUGAUGCUUGAAAACGAAUGACAUAAAGGCGCAUUCACUUGACCGAUACUA